Molecule: messenger RNA, 6787 nt
Organism: Ctenopharyngodon idella (grass carp)
Lineage: Eukaryota; Metazoa; Chordata; Actinopteri; Cypriniformes; Xenocyprididae
Gene: flrt2
Product: fibronectin leucine rich transmembrane protein 2
Exons: 2
Coding region: 1418-3406 (662 amino acids)
Molecular function (GO): protein binding
Source: RefSeq, a predicted model, not a curated record
GGUCAACCCAUAAAAACACAAUCAACUCAAAGAACAAUAAUAACAUCGUCCACAUAGGCCAUUCUCUCCACGGUCGUGCGUCAAGCAGAUACAGGAAGAUCUCUUGAUGUGCGAAAAGCUUUUGUUCUCUAAAGAGCAGACUCGGUUAUGACCCUUCAUGCCGCUGGAUCAUAAAGCAUCAUGAACGAAAGCAUGUUGUGCUCAGUUAGCAGCUUAUUGGAUUCCAGCUCGCAAACAUAAAUCAAAUAUCACCAAAGCUCAUAAAGGUUGAAAGGCCUUAGCAACCCUGAGUUAUAUUUUGCUCUUUACUCAGCAACACACAGCUGGAUAUAGGCACCACACACACACAAGAUAUCAGAUGACAUUUUUGUUUUAUAUACAGUAUGUUGCACUACCACAACAUAGUAUAUGAUCUAAUCCCAAUCCAGUUUUUGAUAUAUUCCUCGAAGGACUAUCGCCUGAGAGAACUGUGAGUGUCCCCUUGCUGGUUCAUUCUCCCUGAGCGCUGACAUCCUGCGGCAUGCCUGACCCCUCACCCUCAUAACUCCCGCUUUGUUCAGCGGGACGCGACCCCAUGACCUGCUCCUUCUCCUCGAGUCGUCUCUCAGGCUCACUUUCAGAAUCUGCCUACCCUCCGAAUUCCUGUACGAGGCUGAAACAUGAUCCUGACCCAGUGAGCUCAUCGACAGGCGUGGACUUACAAAAUAACUGCGAAAAAGAAAAGAAAGAGUGUGAGAGAUGGAAUGUAGAAACAAAAGACAGGUUAGACAGCGCUAGACUCGGCUCCUGAGGGGUUAAGUUAAACGCAGCCAAAACAUAAGGAAACACAAAGGUGCGUUGUGCUCAUGAGCCUCAUUCUCGGGACCGACGGCGCACGUCUCAGCGGGAGCUUCUUCUGUUGAGCUCAGGAGUUUCGUUCUCCCCUGCUGGAGUCGGUAUCGAAAACAUACGUAAUUCCAGAAGGCUCCCGUUGCCCCUCUGACCUGCUGAGACCGAGAGGCUUCGGUAGAAGUCUCUGGACCCAAAUGUCACAUCUUCCGGAAACAGCCGGGGCUGGGGCCCAUCAGCACUUGACAGCAGGCUGGGAGGUGGACGGUGUGGCUCAGUGCUUCAGCACUCUCUCAGUCACACCCUGCUUGGGCCCUUCAUUGAGCAAGAGCAGUUCUGCAAUGAUCUGAUUCCUCAGCAUGGAUGGCUUAAGUGAGAGAACCCAUGCACUCUAAUGAGACCCCAUCUCCAGACAAGGACUAGAAAUUAUCAAGGGAUUACUCCUCAAAUUCCUGGUUAUCUGCAAACUGCACAUUAGAAUAAUCUUUUAAAGGACUUCAUUUUGCUGGAUUUGUUACGUUUCUUUUUUUACUCCCUCCAACCACUGAGUUUGUCUUGCCAUUUCUUUUCCCUCCCUUUCUUUUUCAUUAUGGAGUUUCAAGCUGGAUUUUGGAAUAACGAUUGGACUUCAUUUCUUCGUUUUUGGUUGACAGUGUUGUUGAGCUUGCAUGUGCAGUUUAGCCCUGUCUCCUCCUGUCCUGAGGAGUGCCGCUGCGAUAGAACAUUUGUUUACUGUAAUGAGCGAAGCCUGACAUCUGUGCCUCUGGGGGUGCAAGAGGGUUAUAAGACCCUCUUCCUCCACAACAAUCAGAUCAACAAUGCCGGUUUUCCAUUGGAGCUACACAAUGUUGCCUCUGUAGAUACUGUUUACCUAUAUGGAAAUCAGCUGGAUGAAUUUCCCCUCAACCUUCCCAGGAACGUUCGAGUGCUGCACCUUCAGGAAAACAACAUCCAGACUAUAUCAAGGGCAGCACUUGCCCAGCUACCCAUGCUGGAGGAACUCCACCUGGAUGACAACUCCAUCUCAACUGUAGGGGUAGAGGAGGGGGCUUUCAGGGAGGCUGUCAGCCUCAAGCUUCUUUUCCUUACCAAAAACCACCUGAGCAGCAUUCCUAUCGGAUUACCAGCAGAUCUCAAGGAGCUGCGUUUGGAUGAGAAUCGCAUUGCCGACAUUGACGAGGAUGCCUUCCAGAAUGUCACCACCCUGCAGCGACUGUUGCUGGAUGGGAACUUGCUCGAGGAUGAGGACAUCGCUCCAGGAACCUUCCAGGAUCUGGUCAACCUCAAAGAACUGUCCCUAGCACGCAACUCCCUCACCACUCCACCACCGUUGCUACCUAGUGCAUCCCUGACCAAGCUCAACCUGCAGGAAAACCAGAUGAACACCAUUGAAGUGAAAUCCUUUGCUGGGCUUAGUAAACUGGAGAAGUUAGAUAUCUCCAGCAAUCAGCUACAGUUUCUUCCAUCGGGUGUCUUUGACGGCUUGAGAAACCUGAGGCACCUUAAUGCGAGAAACAACCUCUGGCGUUGUGAUUGCAGCAUUAAGUGGGUCAUUGCAUGGCUCAGGUCUCUGCCGGCUGCGAUAAAUGUCCGUGGGUUUACGUGCCAGAGUCCAGAAAGGGUGCGUGGCAUGGUAAUUCGAGAGCUCACCUUAGAUGCCAUUGACUGCCCAGCGGGCACCGUGUUGCAUCCCUGGCCAACCCAUUCAUAUCCAUCUACAUUGCCACCACGAAGAACCACCACCAUCACCACAACCACCUCUAGAACCACCCACUUCACCACCAUUCCACCCACUGCUUUUUACCCCGCCUCAGCCAAGCCCACUCCCCCAAUUCCACAUUUCCCUCCUGGUCCCCUACCUCCUUACGAAGAUCCCUUAAAAAUCUCCUUUCAUGUUGUUAAUUCUACCUGCAUUGUUGUGAGCUGGGAGUCUUACUUCACUGUGACGGCUUAUAAGGUGACUUGGGUCAAGAUGGGGCAGAGUUUGAUGAGUGACAUCCAUCGAGAAAGAACAGUCCCAGGAUACCAACGAAGACUUAGCCUGUCAAAUUUGGAGCCCAACUCUAUCUAUCGCAUCUGCGUGUACGUUCUGGAUACUCUUAACACUUACAGACCGGGCGAGGAUACUAUCUGUUCUGAGGCUAAGACCAAAUCCACAUCCACGUACUCUGAAUCCGAGCAAGCUGCCCAACAAGACAACACCUCAACACUCCUAUUAGCUGGAGUGAUAGGUGGGGCAGUGUUGGUGGUCUUAGUGACACUUCUAAGCGUGUUUUGCUGGCACAUGCACAAGAAAAGCAGGUCGUCAUCGUCCAAAUGGAAAUACAAUCGCGGCAGGAGAAAAGAUGACUACUGCGAGGCUGGCACCAAAAAGGAUAACUCCAUCCUGGAAAUGACUGAAACAAGCUUUCAGAUAGUGUCGCUAAACAAUGAGCAGCUUUUAAAAGGGGACUUCAGAAUUCAGCCCAUCUACACACCUAAUGGAGGAAUUGGCCUCCGAGACUGUCACCUUAGUAACAAUAGCAUAGCUUAUUGCAAGAGCAGUAACGUUCCCAGUGUGGACUUCUGCCACACAUGAUGCUUUUCAAUGGAUGCUACAACCAUUUGUUCAAAGAAAAUGUAGUUCAAUAUACUGUACGAAACACGUAUACAUAUACAUAUACAUAUAUAUAUAUAUAUAUAUAUUUCCAGGUGCAGUCAACAUGGUAAUUUAUACUGUGGACAACUAUGUGGAAUUCUGCUAUAUUUUCUAUUCUUAGUAAAUAUGAAAUGAUUUUGUAAUUUGUGAGGCUCAAAGUGGUUUCACUCAAAGACGCUGCAGAUGUUUUGAAGCCGUAGACGUUGGCUACCUGCUGCAAGUGCAGUCCACAGGUUUUUGCCUCUCAACCACUUUAAGAUCUCGAAAAUAUUGCUAACCACACAACCAAAAUAUGCCCUUUGUGCUGAAAUACAGCUACCCCUUCACACAACAGUAGUUAAGAUAACAGUGGUCAGGAAACCAAAACACCGCUGAUUAAGCUGCAGUAGAAAAAAAGGAGCUGAGUUUUUCCUCUUUUUUUUUUUUUUUUUUUUUUUUGUGGGGAGGGGGAUUGAAGUGCACUUUUAAAAUGCAGCAGAGAGCAUGAGCAGUCAUUCAGGAAAUGGGCUUUUGUGGAAAUCACAUUUGAAGGGAAAAGGACCACUCUUCAACACCCUGCAGUUCUCAGAAGGAGAGGCUGACAUCGGUGAACGUGGUAGGGAGAUGGGCAGAAGGGCUCUUGUGCAAGCAUUUUCCAGGGCAUGUUUAUGUUUCACUUUACCCACCAGGGGGCAGCUUGUUUCAAUCCAUACAGAGAAUAGCAUCUCAAAUAGACCACGAACACUAUUUCUGACUUUUAUGUGAAUAGCUUUUGUGCUGGAACCUUAUUUUCAAAUAAUUAGCUGCCCAAACAUAAAAUUAAGUAAUAUAAUAGCUAAACCCCUGAGGUAAACUAUUAAUAUCCUGAGGGAGCUCUGUAAUCUGCUUCAUGUUUUCUUUAAUUAUAAAUUGUAAUACAUAAGAAACGUUGAAAAACUUCAAAUUUAAGUCUGUAUUUUCCUUUUAUAUACUUAAAUUGCCCUUUCUGAACAUGCUCUGUGAUUUACAAAUUAGGCCAGGGUAUUACACAGAGCUCCAUCUCUCAAUCUAUUUCUGUUCUCUCACAUGAAUGCGAUCAGGAACAUUCUACAGCGACAUCCACAUCAUUGUUUAGCUUUUCCUUUACUGACCAAAACCCUUUUUAAUCAUGCAUCACAUCAGGUGGGAUGAUGAAUGAAUGUUUAAACAAAAGCCUUCUCUUCAUGGAGAAGAACUGGCACAUGCCAGAUUCCAUCUUUGAAAGAGUUUCAGAUCCCUGCAUGAGUGCAAUUAGGACUAUUUUUUAAUGGCGCACCAGUUUUCCAGGACAGAGAGCCGAGUUUGGAAUGCAGGCUUGCUGUGGAGAAGUAUUUAUCAUGCGCUGUUACUCACAGACUUUACUUGCUUUGACAAGAUUUUAUUUUGUGGGCCGAGUUCAAACCCCCACUGCAUAAUCCCUGGUCCAAGAAGGAGGGGAAAAAAACAAAAAAAAAAAUUUCACUUGGCAGGAGGAUUCUGGAUUGGGAGGGGGCUUGUAGUUGGGGUGGGGGUCCUAAUUGUCGGAGUUAACCAUUCAUCGCUCUCCGACUUGGCAUUAAGUGUUAGACGAGAUCGCUGGAUACUUGUUUACAUCCAAACUGCUUUUGGAAUUACUCGAAAUCAAACAGAUGUUUGAUUUCUGUGACAAACAGUCGGUGCUUGCACAGGUUAACUACCAACAAACACACAAGGUUGACCUCAGUGCGUGGCACAAACAAAAUGCUCUCUAAAAGGAAAAAAAAAAAAGGGCUACUGCACUUCUGUGGUCUUGAAAGUAUUUCUCAUUAGCAUCCCAGCAGGCUGCUCCGACCACCCCGUCCCUACUUUCCUUGAAAUCUGGAACAUCCUAGGGCUCCAUUUCUCAACUGAAGGCUUUUAACUGAUGUGUACACCAUUAACAAUUCAUUUCAAAUCCUGUGGCCACCCGUAACUCUUUUUAACAGACUUCCUCCACACAAGUCCGGUGCGGUUGUCAGGCUCAGGUUCCCCGAGAGGAGGCGGUUGCGGUGGCGCAGACUCAAAUGAAUCGCUGCAAAGUUAACCCGUUAGUGAGAUAAAUCUGUCUCGAGCCUCUCUCCGACAUAUUUUCACAGAGAGAAAAGUUAUGGCAGGCUAAGCAGAGGAACUUAUUUGUGCCACUAUCCAGUACAUCAUUCCCUCUACCGAAGUCCUCAGGCCUAGCGUGGAGGGUUUUUGCUGGGUCGUUACCAAAACCAGAAAUUUUUCAUUUUAAACAUGGACAGUUUUAUCUAUUGCCUUACUGUAACCCAGCAGUAUGUCUUAAUGUGGUUCAUGUGAGGGAUUUGACAUCAUUUAUGCAGAGAUCUGUGGAUUACAGUGAUAGUCACACAUUUUGAGGGCAAGGACUGAAUGGAAAGCACACAUUUUGAAGGGCAAUUGCAAACUGCAUCCUGACAGACAUCAAUAGAUGACAUUGCUAACAAGCCAAGGUCUAUCCUCCAGACACGAAUGGUGUGUUAUGAUUCAGAGUGACUCAUAGCCUCGCUCAUGUGGCGAACAUUGUUCUUUAUUUUCUAUGGAUGAGCUGAAAAUCACAGUAGUAGCCCUGUAGUCAAAUGGAUGUAUUACACAAAAGGGACUGUGAGCAAUGCCUUGCGUCCGUAAUCCUACCCAACAGUCAAUCCGUCUCUUGAAAAAGCACAUUGAUUUGGUUUGGAAUAAUUACUCUAAAUGACUGUGAGGUCAGUCUGAACAAAGCACUACCACAUAUGUGGCUGAAUACGUCUUUAAUCUUUGUGUGUCCCUUUCAUUAUUUUUUAAAAGAAUAUUUUUUUCGUUAUAUUUUGAAAGUUUUCUCACCUGUGCGACUUGGUUGAUAUCCACAAUUGAAACUUAUUUAAUACAGACUUCAGCACAUCCUUUGACGUGGUUUUGCAUUAGGAUUUGAAUGAAUCGCUUACCAAUUGGUUCAUUCUAACAGCCAUGACUAGCUGAACAACAACCACAAAAUGUCAUGUGUUAUAGCAUUCUGGGUCUUUUUUUUUUAUUUUCUUCUUCAUAAUGUGGAUGGGGAGUGGUUGUAUGAUUUUUGAAGAUAUGGUCUCAUUUUAAAGAUAUGGUGAUUUGUUUGGUCUUUAAGCUGGGUUUUGCAAGUAGAAUCCAUUGGGAACCAAAGUAACUUUUGAUUGCUACGUACAUUUAAUUUCUUUUGUUUGUUUCCACUACUAAACUGUUGUUGUUGUCCCAUGUAUGUGCCUUGAAUUGAACUUACAAUGUAAAGUCCUUGAAACCUUUAAAUGUUUUGCACAAGUUGUAAAUAGAGAACCCAAGCUUUUUUGAAAAUAAAGGAGCCAUCAGAAUUUA